Jatropha curcas is the source of this 1269-nucleotide messenger RNA. Its product is annotated as E3 ubiquitin-protein ligase PUB24. NCBI's taxonomy places the organism in Eukaryota, Viridiplantae, Streptophyta, Magnoliopsida, Malpighiales, Euphorbiaceae. The record is from RefSeq and is a predicted model, not a curated record. Gene Ontology annotation, molecular function: ubiquitin protein ligase activity. Gene Ontology annotation, biological process: protein ubiquitination.
UUUUUUUUUUGUAUUAUUUGUCUAUUUUUCAUGGAUGAAAUAGAAGUUCCGGAGUAUUUUAUCUGUCCCAUAUCUCUCCAAAUCAUGAAAGACCCAGUAACAGCCAUAACUGGAAUAACAUAUGAUAGAGAAAGCAUAGAGCACUGGCUAUUUAGUGACAGCAAAAACACAGCAAUCUGUCCAGUCACUAAACAACCUUUGCCUAAAGACUCAGACUUAACCCCGAACCACACUUUGCGAAGAUUAAUCCAAGCUUGGUGUGUAGAAAAUGCUUGUAAAGGUAUUGAUAGGAUCCCUACCCCUAAAUCUUGCAUGAACAAAUUUCAUGUCUUGAAACUCAUCGCAGAUCUUGACCGCCCAUCGCUGCAAAUGAAAACCAUCAGAGAAAUAGAAACGCUUGCUUUGGAGAACGAAAGGAAUAGAAAGUAUAUGGUAGAAGCUGGUUUGCCUAAGGCUUUGUUACUUUUUAUACUAAAAAAUUAUUUCAAGAAAUCCAAGAUUGAUGGUUUACAAGAAUCUUUAAGUAUUCUUCGAUUGAUUCGAAUUCCUUCGAGCGAAUCCAAGAUUCUUGUUUCAGAAAAUGAUCAGAUAAUUGAAUGUUUCUCAUGGAUUUUAGGGUGCAAUAAUUAUAUUGAUGAUCAGCAUAUUACUGUUAGAUCCCAUGCUGUUUCAGUGCUAAAGAAGCUAUUAGAAGAAGCAAGCUCUAGCAUACUCGAAAGGCUAAAACCGGAAUUUAUCGAAAAUAUUGUUGAAGUUAUAAGAGCAAGUAAAAUCACUCAACAAGGAAUUAAUGCAGCCUUGAGUAUAUUAUUACAUGCUUGUCCAUGGGGAAGAAAUCGGAUAAUGAUGGUACAAUUCGGGGCAGUGUUCGAGCUUAUCGAGCUCGAAUGGAGAUCGCCAGAAAGGAAAACAACAGAAUUAAUAAUGGGGAUACUAUUUCAUUUAUGUUCAUGUGCUGAUGGAAGAGAGAAAUUUUUGAGUCAUAAAGGAGGAAUUGCAGUGGUUGCAAAAAGAAUCUUGAAUGUUUCUCCGGUCACCGACGAUCGAGCAAUUCUGAUUCUUGCAUUAAUAUGUAAGUACUCUGGAACAAGCAUGGUUCUUGAAGAAAUGCUGAAGGUUAAAGCUGUUUCAAAGCUUUGUAUGAUAAUACAAGCUGAUUGUGCAAUUUAUUUGAAGGAAAAAGCAAGAGAAAUACUUAAAUCACAUUCUGAUGAGUGGAGGAAAUCUCCUUGUAUUAGCAAUGCUUAUACUUUCUUGACAAGGUAAUUA